This is a messenger RNA of Opisthorchis viverrini, 1866 nucleotides long. RefSeq lists its product as hypothetical. NCBI's taxonomy places the organism in Eukaryota, Metazoa, Platyhelminthes, Trematoda, Opisthorchiida, Opisthorchiidae. Bases 62 to 1714 code for a protein of 550 amino acids. The transcript is spliced from 3 exons. The record is from RefSeq and is a predicted model, not a curated record.
UGGCCUGGGCCUAUUAAAGGAUGAGUACCUUAUUGUCAACUCUGGUUGUUUGCACAUCGUAAUGAACAAAAUCUACUGUAUGCGGACUUUUCUUUUCAAGAUGAAUCUGACGACAUAUUUGACUUUUCUGUUCCUUUACUCAUUGGUUCCGGUUUGUGUCGGCUGGGAAUCUAGUUUGACCAACCGACGACACAAGCUCUUUGUCAAGAUCUCAAAGGCCAAUGCGACCAUUACCUACUAUCAACACCGUCUGGCAAUUAAUAAUUGGGUCCAAAUACCUUGUGCUCAUCCUACUCAUGGGAUUUAUACAAAUACCACAGAUCCGGUUGCCUUUGAGUGGCUGGUGAACGGCCGACAAAUCCUUGCCAACCUUCCCCUUAUUUACGCUCAGUGGGAUCUGGAUGGAAGCCUAACUAUCUUAACCAGUAUACCUCGUGAGUAUACAUUGUGGUGUCAUGCUAGGCUGGGCGAUGAUUCAGAUGAACCAGACAGUUAUUUUGGCCAUCAGAUAAAAUUUUUCGCCGAGCCUGUUCGACAACUUAUUGUCGGCAUACAGGUGAAUUUGACGAUGGAACUCGAGGCAUGGGAUCGGAAAAGCAACAUGGAAGAGUACACUUGUGAUUCACAACGCUUUACCGGAAGAAACGCUACCGAGCGAUUUGAACCGGGUUUGGAAAAUCAGUUUGUGAGGGUUGCCAUCCAUGAAAAGGCACUGGCUACCUGUCAGAAGAUGGAGUUCUGCCAGACAUUCAGUGUGGACCAGUUUGAGUGCAUUAACAUAGAGAACAAUUUAACCGCACUGCAUUAUGCGGAAGUGAGUUUCUUUCUGGAUGGAGGGUCACAGUCCUCGAUAACAAGCUCGAAAAAGCACCUAAAUUCGGAUGACAUGCACAAAAUGCUCUAUGGAGAAAUCGAUUCAACAACAGAAGACUUGUGCAAUACCAUACGGAACUACACUUGGGACACGGUGUUUGCCAAAUCGUCAACGUGCCGCAUAGCCACGUACCAUUCGUUCUACUCAUUUUGUAUGGGCUAUGCUGGGAGCAUAAAUUUUGAGACGGACGAGUGUGAUCUUUGUCCACCUGGAUCGUACGGUGAUGUACGCGUUAUUAAUCCGCCUCUACCCUACCGUGCCUACAACUACACACCACUACGGUCAGAUCUACCUCAUGCAGCUCAAAUGGCUGCCAAAAAAGCACUCAUCCCCAACUGGCUAGACAUGGAAGAAAAGGCGGUUUGCCGGAGUUGCCCGGUAAAUACUUAUGCUGAGGAACCUGGACGCCCUCUAUGUCUACCCUGUCCAGUGUGGCACAUGCGCCCAACCGACCCUGGAGAUGCAAACGAGUUUGUUGGUGCUGCUCAAUGGCUUCAUCAAGCAUGUCCAAGAGAAGGGCGCACGGCGCUUCGUGUAGUGCAAGUAUCCAGAGCGAUGCUCGGCGAUCGUUUUGCAACUUUGGUGGAGAAAUCUAAUCCACUCAUUCGUGUGGGUGUUCUACUGGCCCUUUUUCUUAUUCCCAUCAUAAUUGCACUUCUCUUGAUGUUCGUCGCUUAUAUGCUCAUCGAUGUUGGGCUGGUUCUGGUCAAAAUGGCAAAUGAACUAUUACCUCUGCAAAUCCAGUUGGCUGAAACUACAAAAGCUACAGCUGCAUUCAAUGCCGAAAACCAGAAGGCUGCAGAUGAAGUAUAUGUCCGCAUGCAGGGUGAAUCAAAGUGAGCCAGGGAUGAAGAUUGCCAUUUCCCACCCACCUUUUGUUCGAACACUGUAUCGGUUGAAGUCAUCCGUGUAAUACAAAUAAAUCUCCAAGUUUACUAAAACUGCAUAAUUGAAAAACACAGAGCUGUUCUGAUGGAAUGUGCCCAUUUUAA